AUGAACGAGAAGGACCUUGAGCACAACGCUCCGGACGACAGUAGCAGCAAAGAUACCUCCCGGCGAGGAUCGUAUCAGGAAGCCACCAGCCAUGGAUCAGACCAGUCAAAAGCGCCAGUUACACCAAAAGCACCAGCACAGAAUACCUCCUCCACCACCCUAGAUUGGGACUCCGAAUCCGACCCCGACAAUCCUCAAAACUGGUCUGUUGGCCGAAAAUGGUAUCAAACGAUCAUGCCGGCAUCGAUUGCCUUGGUCGUAACACUCGGCUCCUCGAUCAUCACGCCUGCUCGCGAAGAAAUUCAAAUGGAAUUCUCCACGAAUUACACUCUCUCCCUCAUACCCUUCGUCGUCUACGUCCUAGGCGUGGGCUUCGGGCCCUUCAUCGCCUCCCCGAGCAGCGAAUACUUCGGACGAAGAGUCAUAUACCAAACUUCAAUAUUCACAUUUUCGCUUUUUGUGCUAGGAUGUGGAUUUAGUCCAAAUGUCGCCAGUCUCAUUAUCUGCAGAUUUCUGGCUGGAUUUUGUGGAAGUCCUGGACUGUCGAUUGGCACAGCGAGUAUUGCUGAUAUUUGGAUACCGAAGGACAGAGCGCUGCCGAUGACACUUUUUAUCACGACGCCAUUUUUGGGUCCAGCAAUUGCACCGAUGAUUGGAGCCUAUGCGACGCUUGGAAUGGGGUGGAGGUGGACGCAGUGGACAUUGCUGCUCUUCAGCACAGUCUGUCUUGCAGGUUCGGUCGGGAUGAAAGAGACGUACAAGUCUGUCGUCUUGCAAAAGAGGGCGAAGAAGAGGGGGAUUGCCAGUGGUGAGCCUGAUCUCGCCUAUGCACAGAGGGUCAAGAGGUUUGUGCAGGGACAGCUGAAGAGACCGGUACACAUGCUGUUGGUUGAGCCUGUGGUGGCGCUGUUGACACUGUACGUGGGGUGCAAUUUUGGCGUACUGUACGGCUUCUUCACGAGUUUUCCAUAUAUUUUCCCCAAGGUGUACGGUUUCGGUAUAGGAGGAACUGGUCUCAUGUUCCUGAGCAUUGGCGUGGGCUGCUUAUGUGCUGCUCUUCUUCUGAUCAUCUGGGCACGUACGGUAACGCCUAGGCUGAUGAAGAAGCAUCAAGGCAAGCCACCGAUAGAGCACAGGCUUUUCUAUGCCAUGAUUGGCUCCAUUGCACUGCCAAUUUCAUUAUUCUGGUUCGGUUGGACAGCCAACUUUGGAGUACACUGGAUCUGUCCCGUCAUCGCAGCAACGUUGUAUGGAUUCGGUAACAUGCUGGUGCUCAUGUCUGCCAACCUCUACAUUGUCGACUUCUAUGGGGCAAGAUUUGGAGCCAGCGCAGCAGUAGCAAACAACUUUACGCGCUAUGCUUUUGGCUUCGCAUUCCCUCUAUUCACUGUACAAAUGUACGAGAAAUUGGGGAUUGGUUGGGCAACGAGUCUCUUAGGGUUUGUCCAAUUAGGGCUGACCGCAAUUCCCUGGGCAUUUUAUGUGUACGGACCACGCUUGAGAGCAAGAAGUCAGUAUGUGCAGGGAGGAGGUUCAUGA
Messenger RNA from Cercospora beticola, 1539 nucleotides. Its product is annotated as MFS transporter. The record is from RefSeq and is a predicted model, not a curated record. Gene Ontology annotation, cellular component: plasma membrane. Gene Ontology annotation, biological process: spermine transport; transmembrane transport; spermidine transport. Lineage: Eukaryota; Fungi; Ascomycota; Dothideomycetes; Mycosphaerellales; Mycosphaerellaceae. Gene Ontology annotation, molecular function: spermine transmembrane transporter activity; spermidine transmembrane transporter activity.